Molecule: messenger RNA, 861 nt
Organism: Arthroderma uncinatum
Lineage: Eukaryota; Fungi; Ascomycota; Eurotiomycetes; Onygenales; Arthrodermataceae
Exons: 3
Coding region: 1-861 (286 amino acids)
Cellular component (GO): nucleus
Source: RefSeq, a predicted model, not a curated record
AUGGGGAAACGGAAGCAAUUGAAAGAUGUUGAAAUGAAGGAUGGCGGGGCUGACGAUAGCAGCAGCGACGAGGAUCUUGAUGUGAUUGACGUUGACUUCGAGUGGUUCGAUCCACAGCCUGCGGUGGACUUUCACGGCCUCAAAGUGCUGUUGCGACAGCUCUUCGACUCCGAUUCGCAACUCUUCGACCUGUCUGCGUUGUCUGAUUUAAUCCUAUCACAGCCAUUGCUGGGGUCUACGGUGAAAGUAGACGGGAACGAAACCGACCCAUAUGCUUUUCUCACCGUUCUCAAUCUGCAGCAACACAAGGAUGUACCCGUAAUCAAAUCGCUAACAAAUUACAUUCGAACCAAAUCAUCCAUUCCGGGCUGCUCUCCACUGAACCAAUUGCUCUCUCAGCCUGAAAUGCCAGAAAUAGGACUCAUCCUGACUGAACGCCUGAUCAACGUACCAGCCCAGGUGGUUCCACCCAUGUACACCAUGUUGCUUGAAGAGAUAGCGUGGGCUUUAGAGGAGAAGGAACCGUACAGCUUCACACACUAUCUAAUAAUAUCGAAAACAUACCAAGAAGUUGCGUCAAAGCUGGACGAGGAGGAUGACCGGCCGCAGAAGAAGAAGAAAAAGGCCGCCAAUGAUAGCUCAGAGACAUUCUACUUCCACCCCGAGGAUGAAAUAUUGCACAAACACGCCCUCUGUUAUGAGGGGUACAACUACACACACGAAACCGAGGGUCAAUCUGACUCGAAGAGAGCAUUCCAGGACCUAGGAAUACAUCCACAAGGACACAUGAUCCUCAUAGAAGCGUCGAAAUUUGAGGCUGCAGUGACCAAUCUGAAGGAGUUCCUAAACCCAUCGUCGUAA